ACAGAAGGUUUGAGAAGCACUGUUCCAUCAGUCUGAGACACAACGUGUAAACAGACCAAAAGGAUUGCAAAUGACUUCAAAUGGGCAAUUAAAUGUGUGCGAUUUCCAUCUCUUCCAUCUUUAAAGCAAAUUGUAUCACUUUGGAGCUGAGGCCUUGAUAUACACGCAAAGAUGGAUAAAUUGCGUAUGAUGUUCCAGUUCCUUCAGUCCAACCAGGAAUCCUUUAUGAAUGGCAUCUGUGGUAUCAUGGCCCUAGCCAGUGCACAAAUGUACUCUGCCUUUGAGUUCAGCUGCCCGUGUAUUCCGGAGUACAACUACAGCUAUGGGAUCGGGCUUCUGAUCAUCCCACCUCUUUGGUUUUUCUUAUUAGGAUUUGUAUUGAACAAUAAUGUGUCUGUGCUAGCAGAAGAAUGGAGACGACCUACAGGAGAGAGAACGAAAGACCCGUCAAUCCUUCGUUACAUGUUCUGUUCAAUCGCACAGAGAUCUCUGAUAGCGCCCGUCGUUUGGGUAUCAGUGACUCUCAUGGAUGGCAAGAGCUUCCUCUGUGCUUUCAGCAUCAAUUUGGAUAUUGAAAAGUUUGGGAAUUUUAGUUUCAUCAAGGGGAUGUCCGAGGCAGAGAGGAUAAAACUGCUGGCAAAGAUUCCAUGUAAAGACUUGUUUGAGUAUCAGGAAGUGAGAGUAGCGGCAUCCCGAUACAUCAAGUGCAUAUCACAGGCUUGCGGCUGGAUGUUUUUACUCACGAUGACCUUCACGGCAUUCCUCAUUCGUGCUAUUCGACCUUGCUUUACUCAGGCUGCUUUCCUCAAAACCAAAUACUGGUCUCAUUAUAUCGACAUUGAGCGUAAGAUGUUUGAUGAGACCUGUAAAGAGCAUGCCAAGAGCUUUGCCAAGGUAUGCAUCUAUCAGUACUUUGAAAAUAUUAGUGGAGAGAUGCGCAACUUGCAUCAUCACUCCAGCAAGAAUGACAGCGACGAUGAAGAUGAUGAUAAGAGAAGGAACGAGGAAGACAAGCUCUUGGGUAUAAGGGUCCAGGAUGACAUGAAUAAAGCUUUGUGCAACUGGCAUACUUGCAAACCAGCUCUUGCACUGAGAAAAGAGCAAGUACAUGGCCAAAACAAUGACAUACUGCAUCAAGAAGGCAGUGGAGCAGCAAAUGGCUUUGCAAAUGGACACACCCAUAAUGUGGAAAAAAAGGAAUGGGCGGUGUAUUACAGUAAAGUCUGACCUCAAAGGGACAAAGGACUACAUGUUUGAAAUGCCUUUGGUUUCCAGAGAGUAUCAGAAUUAAGUUCAUAUGUAGUGACUUCAUUUGCAGGAUGUUAACAGACUUGUGUAAUAUUUUGUUCAUACUUAAUGCAAGCCAAUGGAAAAGCAAUGUACACAGUCUGUGUGUGUGUGUGUGUGUGUGCGCGUGUGCGUGCGUGUGUGUGCGUGUAAAAAUGAAACUUGCUUAUUGUGUACAAUGACAUGCAUGUGGAGCAUAGCACAUUAAAAAUGACAAACAUAUUGUUAAAUAAAUA
Syngnathus typhle (broad-nosed pipefish) is the source of this 1523-nucleotide messenger RNA. It is a transcript of the gene calhm1b, whose product is annotated as calcium homeostasis modulator protein 1. The transcript is spliced from 3 exons. Gene Ontology annotation, molecular function: monoatomic cation channel activity. Lineage: Eukaryota; Metazoa; Chordata; Actinopteri; Syngnathiformes; Syngnathidae. The record is from RefSeq and is a predicted model, not a curated record. The coding region runs from base 172 to 1227 and encodes 351 amino acids.